Messenger RNA from Aspergillus homomorphus CBS 101889, 510 nucleotides. RefSeq names its product GNAT family N-acetyltransferase. The transcript is spliced from 2 exons. The coding region runs from base 1 to 510 and encodes 169 amino acids. Lineage: Eukaryota; Fungi; Ascomycota; Eurotiomycetes; Eurotiales; Aspergillaceae. The record is from RefSeq and is a predicted model, not a curated record. Gene Ontology annotation, molecular function: N-acetyltransferase activity.
AUGACUUCCACGACAACCGAUUCAUACACCCUCCGCCAUCACCGUCCGGGUGACAUGGGAUGGAUAGUUCAUCGACACGGUGCCCUCUACGCCCAGGAAUACGGUUGGAACGAGCGCUUCGAGGCUCUCGUCGCCGGCGUCACCGUCGACUUCGUCGAAAACUACGAUCCCGAUUGCGAACGCUGUUGGAUCGCCGACCGCAAUGGCGAGUUCCUGGGCUGUGUUAUGCUGGUCAAGGAUCGGGGAUCCGACUGCAAUGCCGCAAAGCUACGUCUGCUGCUCGUGGAGCCGAGCGCUCGAGGACUGGGAUUGGGUCGGGCGUUGAUUCGACAAUGUACGGAGUUUGCGCGCCAGGCGGGUUAUUCGCGAAUUCGCUUGUGGACAAAUAGUGUCUUGGUUUCCGCGCGACGCCUGUAUGAGAAGGAGGGCUAUAAGCUAGUGUCCUCGGAGGAAGAUGAGAAGUUGGGGUUCAAGUCGUCACACGCGAGUUGUCCACUGGACCGGAGUUAA